CUCCAAUUCAAUCGUUUCAUGCUAUAUUUGCUCUAGUCACUAGCUGCUGGGCUUCAUUUGAAUCAAUCUAUCCCCAUGUCGUUGAACGAAGUUUGGGAGGCAGCCUCCGCGAGCCCUUACACUCCACUGAUUUCCAAAGACAGCCAGUUCUCCGUCGGCUUCACCCUCUUGCUUUCUGCACUCAUAUUGACUGGUCUUUUCGGACUGAACCGCUCUUUCUUGAGCAUCGCUUCAUUUGGCGUCCCGGCGUCAUUGGCAUUCGGCUUCGGGGCCGUAUACAUGAUCUGCGCUGUUGGGGUCUACGUUUAGGAAGACGUCCAGAUCUUUUCAAUGUACCAUAUACCCAGUUGAGAGAGAAGCAGAAGGAUUAUACCAUUAGAAACGUCGAAGCUCUUCCUCCCUGCAGACUCUCUAUUAAUCUAAUUUGUCCGAGUUCUUUGUUUCCGAUCCUUUCCGCCAUCUCGUACAUCCAGCCAUGGCCGACGUGGAACCCAUCUUUUCUGCUGUUUCCAGCAAUGCUCACCAUCUCUACACUCUACUACAGUGCAUUGGCUUUGUACCAAAAGCUACCGUGCUUAUUACCCCAGAUGGGAUUCGCUUUUCUGUGGAGGAAGGCCGAGUAAUACAGGGACUCGCGUUCCUUGACAAAGCUCUUUUUACCACCUACACCUUCAACCCACCAGCCGCGCCGAACAACACUUCUGGGGAUUCGGGGGACGGUGAUGAUUCUUCAGAUGCUACUUCCAAUCCAUGCUUCGUUGUGUCGCUUUCUUCCCUCCUUGAGACGCUCAAAAUUUUUGGUGUAAAUGAUCCAUCCGCCACCGGGGCCAACAAGGCAGUUAGUGUCCAACCGUCGAACCCCUCGUCAUCGAACGCCUUCACCACGCCUGCAUUGCUUUUUGAUCGUUCAUGUACCUUGCAAUAUUUCCAGGACGGCUCCCCUCUAAGCAUCACUUUAUCAGAGACUGGGAUCAAGACCACUUGUGAACUAACAACCUACGAACCCGAUGGUGGUGAAGUCGAUAUCCCUCUUCAACGUGACGCCAUCAUAAUGAAGGUCAUCAUGCGUUCCGCCUGGCUACAUAAUGCCAUUGUGGAGCUGGGUGCCACUAACCCAAAUAUGUUAAAGAUAUCCGCCUCGGCAGAUCGGGAACCUUUCUUCGCCUUGUCCGGUUCUGGUGGUCCGUUCAGCGAGUCCUCUGUAGAAUUCUCAAUAGAGGAACAAGGCCCGGACAACGGGGCAUCGUCCCAGUCUCGCAAGGUGUUGACCGACGAUGGCACAUCCAGGUCUCGGGCUAAGAGGACCAAGCUUGCGCCUACUGUCACUGAGACCUUCCUUGUUAGCCCACCGUCUUCAAUGGGCUCUCGCAUCAAGCAGAAUUACCGAUUUUCUCUUAUCCAGAAGGCUUCUCGUGCUAUGGCUGUGGCUAACAAAGUAAGCAUUCGGGGCGACCGGCAAGGAGUUUUGAGUCUUCAGUUUAUGGUUGAAUUCGACGCACACGGCUCCAGCGGCGCGAGCAAUAGCACAAGAUCCUCUAGGGGAGCGCUAGGGCCCACAGUAACCUUUGUAGAUUUCCGUUUUGUGCCGUUACUGGAUGAUGAGGAGGCAGCUGAUGAGAACAGCAUGGAUGAUUACGAAUAACGUCUUUCGGUGGAGCAACAGCUGUAAAUAAAAGUACAAGUUAGCAAUGAAAUAACUUGGAUUCAGUCAAUACAAGUUAUUCACUCGCAGCAAUUGCAC
This is a messenger RNA of Aspergillus caelatus, 1741 nucleotides long. RefSeq names its product Rad1/Rec1/Rad17 family repair protein. Gene Ontology annotation, biological process: DNA damage checkpoint signaling; DNA repair. Gene Ontology annotation, cellular component: checkpoint clamp complex. The record is from RefSeq and is a predicted model, not a curated record. The coding region runs from base 476 to 1642 and encodes 388 amino acids. Lineage: Eukaryota; Fungi; Ascomycota; Eurotiomycetes; Eurotiales; Aspergillaceae. The transcript has 4 exons.